AUGGCUGCAAAUGAAGGGGCUGAUGGACAUGAGGCCGCCUAUGAUCCAAUGAAAGAUCCAACAAGGAAGCCACAUCGGUCAAAUGAUUCGGGAUGGAAGUAUGGGUAUUGGCUCAGUCCUCCCAGUCGGGAAUCUGUUGUGUGCAAUCUUUGUGGUAAGAUAACUACUAGAGGAAUCAAGAGGCACAAGGAGCAUCUUGCUGGCUGUGGUGGAGAUGCGACUGGUUGUCCUAAGGCUAUCACCCAAAUUAUAAGAGAGAUGACAAAAUAUUUGGAGCAAAACAGGAGGAACAAGGGAAUAGAUGAUGAUGAGAAUAAUAAUGAGGUUGUGGAGGACAGCAGCCAAGAGGAACAAGAGAGGGAAUAUGUGAAUAUCCAGUGGGCAUUGUUUUUCUAUGAGUGUGGCAUUCCAUUCAAUGCUGCAAGCAGUAGACAAUUUGAGGUUGCAAUUGCAGCUUCUUGUCAAUACGGUUCAGGUUGCAAGCCUCCUAGUGCCUAUGAGCUGAGGCUUAAUGCUUGUGUCAAGGAAACUAGUACUUUGAGGAAGCAACACGAGGCAGCAUGGAAACAAUAUGGAUGCACACUCAUGUCGGAUGGCUGGUCAGAUAAAAGGGGUCGCCCCUUGAUCAACUUCCUUGUUAACAGUCCGGAGGGCACUUUCUUCUUGGAGUCGGUUGAUGCCUCAAGUGAACCACAUGAUGCUCAAAUGAUAGCUGAUCUGCUAGAGAAGGGAAUUAUGGAAAUUGAGAAAGAAAAUGUUGUGCAAGUUGUCACCGAAAAUGGUGUGAACUACAAGGCAGCAGGCCACCUUCUAGAGUUGAGGUUCCCUACACUAUAUUGGAGUCCUUGUGCAUGUCAUUGCUUGGAUCUAAUGCUGGAAGACAUAGGGAAGUUGAAGGCAUUCAAGAAGCCUAUUGCACGGGCUAGACGUGUCACAACUUUCAUCUAUAGGCAUGGAAGAAUUCUUAGUCUAAUGAGGAAGGCGACGAAUGGGCUAGAUCUUCUGAGACCUGCAGCCACUCGUUUCGCCACGGCCUUCCUUACACUGAAGAGUUUGGUGAGGCACAAGGCAGCUUUGAGAAGUAUGUUUACAUGUGCAGCAUGGGCUGGAAGCAAAGUGGCAAAAACACAAGCUGGCUUGAAUGUGCAAGACAUUGUGCUCUCAGCUGAGUGGUGGCAUUCAAUUGAGGACUACCUUAGAGCUUCAACACCGCUUCUUCGAGUGCUUAGGGUAGCGGAUGGUGAUGAGAAGCCUGCCAUGCCAGAGAUUACAACACUUAUGCUUUAUGCAAAGGAAAGGAUCAAUCAAAGCUUCCCCCAACAAAAUAAGCAACCUUUGCUUAAGAACAUCUUGGGCAUUGUUGAGAACCGUUGGGAGACUCAAAUGGAUCAUCCAUUGUAUGGGGCUGCCCUAUAUUUGAGCCCAGGAAAGUUUUUCCCUAUUGUAAAGAGGAAUUAUGAUGCCUUGUAUGGGGAGCUAAGGAGCUGCUUUAAUGAUGUGCUUGCAAAAAUGGCUCAUAUUGUGGUUUGA
This is a messenger RNA of Aegilops tauschii subsp. strangulata, 1530 nucleotides long. RefSeq lists its product as uncharacterized. NCBI's taxonomy places the organism in Eukaryota, Viridiplantae, Streptophyta, Magnoliopsida, Poales, Poaceae. The record is from RefSeq and is a predicted model, not a curated record.